AUGAUAACACCGAGCCUCAGGCUCUGCGGAGCCUGGGUAGGCGGAAACGCAAUUCAACAUUCACCCAAGAGUUUGGGCCUGUCCUUCUCUCGAAAGAUUCAUCUUAAAGCUUCGCAACGAUGGAAUCGGGAGCAGGUAAACCCCAACCCAAGCCGCCCCAUCGAAGCGAUACCGUACUCAGAGCUCACAAUCGGCGUGCCAACAGAGGUUUUACCUGGCGAACGUCGUGUAGCAAUGACGCCGAAGAACGUCUCACUACUACUGAAGAAAGGGUUCAAAAGAGUCCUCAUUGAGCAUGGUGCUGGAUUUGAAGCACAACUCCCAAUUCACGAGUACGAGGCCGCAGAGGCCGACAUGGCAAAUUCGCGUAACGUGUGGACCGAGAGCGACAUCGUACUAAAAGUGCGCCCUCCAAGACUUGCUGCAGGCAACUCUCCUUCCGCAAAUGAGGCACCUCGCUUCACUAGCAAUAUCAAUCAUUUUGUGGACGGCUUCAGACCCGGAAAGACUAUCAUAUCAUUCAUGUAUCCAACCCUCGAUCGGAGCAAGCCACUUGUCGAUACGAUGAAAGACAAAGGUAUCACUUCCUUUGCUAUGGACAUGAUACCCCGCAUCUCUCGAGCUCAGACUUUUGAUGCGUUGAGCUCGAUGGCAAAUAUCGCGGGUUACAAGGCUGUGCUGGAGGCUUCAAAUCAUUUUGGACGCUUUUUGACGGGGCAAACGACUGCGGCAGGGAAGAUUCCACCAUGUAAAGUGUUGGUAAUUGGAGCAGGUGUCGCUGGGCUUAGUGCAAUUGCUACAGCUCGUCGCAUGGGUGCUAUCGUUCGCGGCUUUGAUACUCGAUCGGCUGCAAGAGAACAAGUGCAGUCACUUGGUGCUGAUUUCAUUGAGGUAAACAUGCAAGAGGACGGUGCUGGUGGUGGCGGCUACGCCAAAGUAAUGUCUAAGGAGUUCAUUGAGGCAGAAAUGAAGCUGUUCAUGGAUCAGUGUAAAGAAGUCGACAUAGUCAUAACCACCGCGCUCAUCCCGGGCAAGCCAGCGCCAACCCUGAUCACUGAAGAGAUGGUAGCUGCAAUGAAGCCUGGCUCUGUCGUUGUAGAUCUGGCUGCCGAGGCUGGUGGCAAUUGUGAGACUACUGUACCCGGGCAGAUUGCUUGUCACAAGGGGGUUACUGUCAUUGGAUACACUGAUCUGCCGUCGCGCCUACCCACGCAAUCUUCAACGCUUUACUCGAACAACAUCACGAAAUUCCUUCUCUCAAUGUCACCGAAAGAGAAGCAUUUUGGUAUUGAUAUGUCCGACGAUGUCGUGCGUUACUCUAUCGUAACGCAUAACGGAGAGGUUGUGCCUCGACCGCCACCGCUUGCUCCCCCGCCACCAUCGGCCCCAAAAGCUGCAGAGCAACAAGAAGAGGUGAAAGCUGUGACCCCAUGGCAACGCGCGAUAAGAGAGGUGACAGCUGUAACUGGUGGCAUGACGACUGCACUCGCACUCGGGAAAGCCACCAGCCCAUUGUUCAUGAGCAAUCUCUUCACCUUCUCACUGGCUGGAGCCAUCGGGUAUCGCGUCAUUUGGGGCGUGAGUCCCGCCCUGCAUUCCCCGUUAAUGAGUGUGACCAAUGCGAUCUCUGGUAUGGUAGGCGUAGGUGGCUUUUUCAUCAUGGGCGGGCAUUACCUUCCUGAGACGAUACCACAAGCUCUUGGCGCAGCUUCGGUGCUGCUAGCCUUUGUGAACGUAUCUGGCGGGUUCGUGAUCACCAAACGCAUGCUGGACAUGUUCAAGCGACCUACAGAUCCGCCCGAAUAUCCAUUCUUAUACGCUGUCCCUGCGCUGGUCUUUGGAGGAGGCUACCUUGCAGCAGCUAGCACAGGAAUGGACGGACUCGUUCAGGCUGGCUAUCUUGCGAGCAGUAUGCUCUGUAUUGGCUCCUUAUCUGGGCUGGCUUCUCAAUCGACAGCGCGUACUGGGAACCUGCUCGGCAUGUUGGGUGUCGGCACUGGCGUUCUCGCAUCGCUAUCAGCAUGUGGUUUCUCUCCUGAACAGCUCGUUCAAGUUCUCGGGGUGGUUGGUGCCGGGUCUCUUGUUGGAUCACUGGUCGGAAGACGCAUCACCCCAACCGAGCUUCCUCAGACGGUGGCCGCUCUCCACUCAGUAGUUGGUCUUGCAGCUGUGCUGACAAGUAUCGGCUCUGUAAUGGCUUCCGUCGGUUCAGAGCACAUCGAGACUCUGCACCUUGUCACUGGCUACUUGGGCGUUCUAAUCGGCGGUGUCACCUUCACGGGAUCAAUUGUGGCUUUCAUGAAGCUUGCAGGUCGCAUGUCGUCUCGUCCGACUAUCCUACCUGGCCGGCACCUUAUCAACGUAGGCUUGCUCGGUACAAAUGUAGCCACAAUGGGCGCAUUCCUCACCAUGGCUCCCGGCGCACCAAUGCUCGCUGCAGGCUGCCUUGCCGCCAACACCGCCCUUUCAUUUGCGAAGGGGUAUACCACAACCGCUGCAAUCGGUGGAGCUGACAUGCCCGUCGUCAUCACAGUACUGAACGCUUACUCUGGCUUUGCGCUUGUAGCAGAAGGCCUCAUGCUGGACAAUCCAUUGUUGACCACAGUAGGCUCCCUCAUCGGCGUUUCCGGUUCAAUCUUGAGCUACAUCAUGUGCGUCGCAAUGAAUCGGAGCAUCACCAACGUGCUCUUCGGCGGCAUCGCGGCGCCCGCAAAAACCGACUUCAAAGUAGAAGGCGAGAUUACCAAAACCACCGUCGACGAGGCCGCCACCGCGCUGCUAAACGCCCAGAGCGUCAUCAUCGUCGUGGGCUACGGCAUGGCCGUCGCAAAAGCCCAAUACCCCAUCGCGGAAUUCACACGCAUCCUCCGCUCCCAAGGCAUCAACGUGCGCUUCGCCAUCCAUCCCGUCGCAGGGCGCAUGCCUGGCCAAUGCAACGUGCUCCUCGCCGAGGCUAGUGUGCCCUACGAUAUCGUCCUCGAAAUGGACGAGAUCAACGACGAUUUCGAGAACACGGACUUGACCAUUGUGAUUGGGGCGAACGAUACGGUGAAUCCGAUUGCAAUGGAGAAGGGGAGUCCGAUCGCGGGCAUGCCCGUCUUGCACGCUUGGAAGAGCAAGGAUACGAUUGUUAUGAAGAGGAGUAUGGGCAGUGGGUAUGCGGAUGUGCCGAAUCCGAUGUUCUUUAAGCCGAAUAAUAAGAUGCUGUUUGGAGACGCGAAGGCGAGCUGUGAUGCUAUUCUCGCGGCUAUCCAGGCUCAGGGGAGGUAA
Molecule: messenger RNA, 3270 nt
Organism: Bacidia gigantensis
Lineage: Eukaryota; Fungi; Ascomycota; Lecanoromycetes; Lecanorales; Ramalinaceae
Exons: 4
Coding region: 1-3270 (1089 amino acids)
Biological process (GO): NADPH regeneration; proton transmembrane transport
Cellular component (GO): mitochondrial inner membrane
Molecular function (GO): NADP binding; NAD binding
Source: RefSeq, a predicted model, not a curated record